Mollisia scopiformis is the source of this 993-nucleotide messenger RNA. Its product is annotated as NAD(P)-binding protein. The coding region runs from base 1 to 993 and encodes 330 amino acids. NCBI's taxonomy places the organism in Eukaryota, Fungi, Ascomycota, Leotiomycetes, Helotiales, Mollisiaceae. The record is from RefSeq and is a predicted model, not a curated record. The transcript has 3 exons.
AUGUCUGCAUUCAACAAAUCCACAAGUGGAGCUGAUGUCGUCGCAGCCUUUCCAGAAGCUGUCCAGGGCAAGACAUGUAAGAGACCCAUGUCCACUUGGACUUGGUGUCUACUGACCUGGGCAAUAGUUGUCAUUACCGGGCCAUCAGCGGGUGGCCUUGGGGCCCAGACUGCCAUUUUUCUGGCUGCAGGAAAGCCAGCGGAGAUUCUCCUCCUCGGUCGCACUGAGUCCAAAGCUACUUCAGUCAUGGAGGAGAUACAAAAGAUCAGCCCUUCAACCAAGGUAUCCUUCAUCCACUUAGACUUGACGCGCUUCGAUUCCAUCAAGUUUGCUGCAGCAGAGAUUAAGAAACUCGUGAGCAAGAUCGAUGUACUCAUUAACAACGCGGGUAUCAUGGGCGUCAAGGAGUACACUCUCACGCCAGAAGGUCUCGAGUCCCAGUUCGGAUCCAACCACAUUGGCCAUUUUCUUCUUACCAACUUGCUCAUGCCUAGUAUUGAGACUGCUGGCAGAGGAGCUAGAAUAGUCAACGUAAGCAGUAAUGGAUACCAGCUUUCCGAGGUUCGUUUCAGCGACUAUGACUUUGACAACGGCAAGGCAUAUGAUCCGUGGCAUGCAUAUGGCCAAUCGAAGACGGCGAACAUACUUUUCACCGUUUCGUUGGCUUCCAAGCUCGCGCGAAAGGGGAUCUCCUCUUUCGUGGUCCAUCCAGGAGCCAUAUAUACCAACCUUGGCGCUCAUGUUGAGAUGAGCGAGUGGGCCACGGUUGGAAAAAUGUUUAACGAUCGAGGCUAUCCGUCUGUCGGUAUUAAUAAAAAUCUCGCUCAAGGUACCUCAUGCAUCCUUGUGGCAGCUUUGGAUCCAUCGAUUGAGAGUAACUAUCUCAGCGAUUGUGCCAUAGAAGAGACACCCGAUUAUGCCCACAAUACCGAGCUGGCGCAGAAAUUGUGGGCCCUGAGCGAGGAGAUCGUGGGCGAGAAAUUCCAGCUAUGA